UGCGCAUAAACCUUCCGUAAACUCAUGGAUUAUAGCCCUAUCCCUUAGUGAGUGACUUACUUGAACUGUUACAUUAAAUUUUUUUGCUCACAUAAGAUGACAUCCCUAUCAUCUACAACAACUCUUGAGUAUCCAUGCAACUAAUUUGCGCGCAAAAGGCACCAUCUGUUGCAUCUCCAUGGCACCGGGCAUCGCGCUCGAGAUUCCUGUGCCAGUCAAUUUUUAUUGUUUCAGUUCGCCAGUGCGCAGGCGCAGAACAGGGGAGCGCAGAGCCUGCAGAACUGCGAGCGCUCCGUGGUACAAAGGACCCAUACCAGCCAGGCACGGCGCAGCGUUACCAUGAUCUUCUCCAUCCCACCGAUAGAUUCCCAUCCCACCUGCAUCACUUUAACGACCAGCUUCCAGCAAGUCCGUAAGCCUGACCGACGCUGCCCGGCCGCAGAAUGCACGGGGGAAAAAGAGGACUGGUGGCACCACAGAACACUUUUUUGGAAAAUAUUGUCCGUCGCUCAAGUGAGACAAGUUUCUUGUUGGGGAACGCUCAAAUCGUGGAGUGGCCUAUAGUUUACAGUAAUGACGGAUUCUGCAAGCUGUCUGGAUACCACAGGGCAGAGGUCAUGCAGAAGAGCAGCACCUGCAGUUUCAUGUACGGCGAACUGACAGACAAGAAGACAAUAGACAAAGUCAGACAGACCUUUGAUAACUAUGAGUCCAAUUGCUUUGAAGUGCUGCUCUAUAAGAAGAAUAGAACCCCUGUGUGGCUCUACAUGCAGGUGGCCCCCAUCAGGAAUGAGAACGACAAGGUGGUCCUGUUCCUCUGCACUUUUAAGGACAUCACUGUCUUCAAGCAGCCCAUUGAAGAUGAGACCACCAGAGGAUGGACCAAGUUUGCCAGGCUGACCAGGGCAUUAACCAAUAGCCGGAGUACACUUCAGCAGCUCACACCUAUGAACAAGACUGAGGUCAGCCACAAGCAUUCACGACUGGCAGAGGCUCUUCAGCUGGGCUCGGACAUCCUCCCUCAAUAUAAGCAAGAGGCUCCUAAAACUCCACCUCACAUUAUAUUGCACUACUGCACCUUCAAGACCACUUGGGACUGGGUCAUCCUCAUCCUCACCUUCUACACGGCCAUCAUGGUGCCCUACAAUGUGUCCUUUAAGACCAAACAGAACAACCUGGUGUGGUUGGUACUGGACAGCGUGGUGGAUGUCAUCUUCCUUGUGGAUAUUGUGUUGAACUUUCAUACAACUUUUGUGGGACCUGGAGGAGAGGUCAUAUCUGACCCGAAGCUCAUACGCAUGAACUACUUGAAGACCUGGUUUGUCAUAGACCUGCUCUCUUGCCUGCCCUAUGACAUCAUUAAUGCCUUUGAAAACGUGGAUGAGGAUCCCAUUGCAGACUCUUCUGCAGUGGGCCACUUGCCAGCUGCGGCCCACUCUCAACGAAAUGCCACACGUGCGGAGGACUCGAUGUUGCCUGGUCUCAGCAGCCUGUUCAGCUCAUUAAAAGUGGUGCGUUUACUCCGUCUGGGUCGAGUGGCACGCAAACUGGACCACUAUCUGGAAUAUGGUGCUGCUGUGUUAGUUUUACUGGUGUGUGUCUUUGGCCUGGUGGCACAUUGGCUGGCCUGCAUCUGGUACAGCAUUGGUGAUUACGAGAUCAUCGAUGAGGGCACCAACAACCUCAAGAGGGAGAGCUGGCUUUAUCAGUUGGCUAUCAGCAUUGGCACACCAUACCGCUACAAUGCCAGUGGCUCUGGCCAGUGGGAAGGCGGUCCCAGUAAGCACACACUCUACAUAUCAUCUCUCUAUUUCACCAUGACAAGUCUCACCACCAUUGGCUUUGGGAACAUUGCACCUACUACAGACGGGGAGAAGAUCUUCUCGGUGGCCAUGAUGAUGGUGGGCUCUCUUCUGUACGCCACCAUCUUUGGAAACGUGACCACCAUCUUUCAGCAGAUGUACACGAACACCAAUCGCUACCAUGAGAUGCUGAACAAUGUGAGAGACUUCCUGAAGCUCUAUCAGGUGCCUAAAGGACUGAGCGAGAGAGUUAUGGACUACAUUGUGUCCACAUGGGCCAUGACCAAAGGCAUAGACACAGAGAAGGUUCUGUCCAUCUGUCCUAAGGACAUGCGUGCAGACAUCUGUGUGCACCUCAACCGCCAGGUGUUCAACGAGCACCCCGCCUUCCGGCUGGCCAGUGACGGCUGUCUGCGCUCUUUGGCGGUGGAGUUCCAGACCACACACUGCGCUCCAGGAGAUCUCAUCUUCCACGCAGGGGAGAGUGUGGACACCCUUUGCUUUGUGGUUUCUGGAUCGCUGGAGGUCAUUCAGGAUGAUGAGGUUAUUGCCAUUUUAGGUAAGGGUGAUGUGUUUGGUGAUGUGUUCUGGAAGGAAUCCACACUGGCGCAUGCCUGUGCUAACGUGAGGGCUCUGACAUACUGCGACCUGCAUGUCAUCCGGAGGGACGCGUUACUCAAAGUGCUGGAGUUCUACACGGCCUUUGCCAACUCCUUCUCCCGAAACCUCAUCCUCACCUGCAACCUCCGCAAGCGGAUUGUUUUCCGUAAGAUUGUCGAUGUCAAGAAGGAGGAAGAGGAGAGGAGGCACCAGAAAAAUGAGGUGACGUUGUCAAUCCCUGUAGACCAUCCUGUCCGCAAGCUAUUCCAAAAGUUCAAGCAACAGAAGGAGAUGCGCACACAAGGUUCAUCCCAGCACGACCUGGAGAGGAACCAAUUUCAGGUGGAACACCACCUCCAUCCGUUGUCCCAUCAGAUUCAUCAGCAGCAAUAUCAGCCCCAGUACCAGGGCCACCAUCCUCUUCAACACCAACACUUGGCCCCGAUGCAAAAUGGGGCGCCCAGCUCGGGAAAUGGGAACAAUGGUUCUAGCGUUGUCACCGUCUCGCAGAUAACCCCAAUCCAGAAUACCCUAGCCUACGUUCAGACUGAGGAACCGAACGGGAGUGAAGACCAUGAGGCUAUGGAGCUCAAGCCCAGCUUUGGCGUAGAGGACUCAAAUUGUCUGAAGGUAACAAGUCCGGUGAGACCAAGAGGAAGAGGACGAGGCUGGAUGCGUUUUCAAAACAUUGCAUCAGGGUCGUCUCCUAUGCUUCCACUGGAACUUGAGAAGCAGCCGCAGCAGAAGGAAGAGGAAUGGGGGGAUGUAUCCCAGCCACUAAAUGUGAUCUCUAAAAAUGGGAAGAGCCAGGAAGCAGAGGGUAGGCAUUCUAACGAAAGGCCUCCCGGCGGAAACGGUAACAGUAGAGAUGAGACUGAUGAGAAUAGUGCUCUACACAAGACUGAUUCUUGUGACAGCGGAAUCACAAAAAGUGACUUGCGUAUUGACUGGGUUGGUGAUUCACGGAGCCCAAAUGAGAGAUGUUCAAUGGAAAGGAGCCCAUAUGAGCAGCCCAGCCCUGGAGUGGGCGACAUUACCCUUCGGGGGAUUCACUUUCAGCCUGUCCCUGAACAGACUGUGCUUCAAAACAGUCUGUACGAGGCAAAGCUGGAGCUAAAAGGUGACAUCCAGACAUUAAAUAGCCGGCUAGCGGCUCUGGAGAACCAGGUGGGGGAGAUUCUGAGACUUCUGUCAGAGAAGAGGAAACCUUCCCCACCUCCUCAGACCUCCUCACCAAAAACCCCACUUCAGUGCCAGGACAUCUUUGCCGUUUCUCAGCCUGUCACUCCAGAAACAGAGGGGGACAAUGGACCCCUUUGAAUUAGGAUAAAUAUAUUUAGAUAUUGAUAUGCUGUUUUUAUCACUUCCCUUCCUCACACUCAGGAAGGAAAGGUGAAUACUAAUGAUUAGAGAACGGAUCCCUGCUGUUGUAAAUAUAUACUUGCAUGUCCAGCUGGAAUCUGGCCUGCCAAUGAAAUCUUCUCUAUGGAUAAUAGUUGCUUGUACACAGAGUCGGGUGCAUGCAGAGAUGAUUUUAUUCUGACCUUGCACAUGGGAUCUUCUAACCAGGUGAUAUUUCAGGGCAUUUUCUCUUCCCUAGACGUGGAUUCUUGGGUUGCUGUAAGACAGGAUCAGGCUUGGUUUAAUGCUGUCAUCAGUCAUUCUUCAUAGUGAAAUGGUUAUUAAUAGCUACAGUCAUUUAAAUUGGAUAGGUACUCAAAAAAUUAUGAUUCCGUCAUCAUUUACUGAUGUCGUUCCAAAUCCCAAAACUUAGUUUCUUCUGUAGAGCAUAAAAGAAGAUAUUUUGAAGAAUGUAUUACCUGUUUUUUUUCUGUACAAAAACUGGUAAUACAGUGGGAUCCAACAUAGCAUUAGACCCUAUAAUGUUUCAUUGUAUGGACAAAAAAAAAAUACAGAGACAUUUUGCAUGAUUUUGUUUUCAACACUGAGAAAGUAAUACAGGUUUGAAAUGACACAAGGCUGAGUAAUUGAUGACAGAUCUUAAAUUUUUAGGCGAACAAUCCCUUUUGCACAAUUUGCAUAAAUAUUAUUUCCCCUAUAUGCAGUUUCUCCUUUAUAAGCAUAAUGAUUGGAAGUUUGCAGGAUUGAUGAUUUCUUGGAUGUGAUUAAGCUGAUAAUCAAAUAACUAAAGUUUUUUUUUUUUUGAUAUUCGAAACACAUUUCAUUACAAACACUGUUUCAACAUUCCACUAUCAUUAUCGCCUUUUCUGUAUUUAUUUUGUGGAACGUUAUGAUAGAUAAAAGAGUAAUGCCCCAUUUUUUAGGGGCUUUUUUUACAUGUUUUAGAGAGAUAUAUCUGCAUGCUGGAUGGAUUUAGCUCUGGCAUGGUAGGACUAGGGACUAAUUGUUUUUUCCUGAUAAAUUAUGCAAACAUAGAAAGUGCAAGUCACAAAGGGAGGCCUGCAUUUUGGGAAAGCAUGAACACAUUUAAGUCAUUUGGAAAUUAUACAAGCAUGCACUGAAUUCUUUGCAUGGCUUCAACAUUGCGUGUUACCUAUAAAAGGUUAUGAAGGUUAAGAAUAUAUAAAAAGGUUCCUAGUAUUGUUUCCCAAGAGAUAUCAAUGUAUACUACCCACAUAUAACUUCAUUCCAGAUGCAUAUUUCAAAACCUUUAUAUUUUAAUCCAAUACCUAAAACUACAAACUAAAGCCACACUAAACUGCCCACUAAGGAAUUGGUUUUGAAUGAACCUUUCAGCUGUUCAUUUGAAAAUGCUGUUGGGAACUUUCUAAAUAUUUUGUUAAUAUAGCCACAGGCGGUGACUCACUGCGUAUCAGCAUACUCAUGGGUGCUUUAGAUAGUUUAUAGCGUAAUGACUAAUGCCCCUUCACCUCUUAUUUCCCAUCAGUUCUAUUGUAUGUUAUUAGUCCAUUCUGGUGAUGUUCAAACCAAACACAAGGGAUUUUGAAAUGGGUUCAGAAGAGAGACUAUUAAGAUUAAUAUAAAAACAACAGGACUGUGGUUCUAUAAAUUUUCCUGUUAUUUCAAAUACAUCCUUUAACAUAAAAAUGUUCUAUCAUAAAGCAAUCCAAAAUCAAGCAACAGUGCGUCAAAGCAAAAGGCUUUAUCGUAUAUCCCUUCAGUUAUUCCCCAAUUUGGUUCCCUCUUUGAUAAACACUUGCUCAUCACUGUAAGUGCUCAGAUAAUAAUAUUAGUUCACUACUAAUCGUUUGGUUUAAUCAUCGUUUCAGAGUUUAUGAUGUUUACUGGGACCAAAGACAUUAGAUCUUUUGUACUAAUCGCAUUAAUUCAGUGCCCUGCUCAAAUUCUCAGCCCCAUUAUUAGCUGUCACCAGUGGAUGGUGUUAAAAGCCUUAUUGGGUUUUCUGUUUUGGUACUUGAGCAAAAUAAACAUAAGAAAGAUGCCAGUAUUCAGAGAAUUUAAUAUUUCCAAACCACAUGAUUUUAUGUUGAGAAAAGGGAUAGUUAACUAAAACAUGACAAUUCUGUCAUCAUUUACCCAUGUUAAUCUUUCUUCAAUGUAACACAAAAUGAAAAACAUUUAUAUUGUACUGACCAAAUUUUCGUAGGUUAUUUUAUAACUUGAUUUGGAUUUCCAUUAACUUAAAUUAUAUGGCAAAAAGAAACUCUAAACUAGGUUAAAAUAAAAGGACAGCAAAUAAAUUGAACAGAAUUUUCAUCUUUUGACGAACUAUCUCUUUCAAGCUGACUUCAACUUUAUGAAUCAUGAAAAUAAUAAUAACAGUAAUAAUAUCCUCCAAUAAUAACACAUUUGGAGCAUCAUAAAAAAUAAAAUACUCUUGAUUUUGUUUUGUUUUCAUUCAAUGGUUUCAUGCCUUGAGAUUUCAGUGUCCCGUGCUCCUUCAUUCUGUUUGAGUUAUUUUUCCUGUCAUUUAACCCAGCGGAGAGGAGCACAGACAGUGAAAGGAUUAUUCUUUGAGUCUCCCAUGAAAUUGAAGAGAUGGAUAUAAUAGAUGCUAAAAGCUGUAAUAGUGUGGCAGACGACGUGAGUCUCUGUAAUGGAAUGGAGCUGAAUCGCUGCAUGAACCCCAGGGUGCCUGUUUCGAGGAUUACACACAGUUUUCGGAAAGCUAUGAUGGUAUUCAGCUCCACUGGGUAUUGAAACCUUUCAAAAUGGGAAGGGUUUUUAGAUGACAUGCCUGAUCCUUACACACGCUGGAGCCAACGGUGAGCACCACAGGCCCAGUGAGGUGUUGGACUCUGGCAUCUGAUUGCAUGCUGCAUUUUUUAACUGUAUAAAACUUAAUGCCAAUGAGAAUGAUAUUUGCCUGCCAAAGUAGUGUUUUGCUGCCACUAUUCAUGAACACACAUAUAAUGGGCAGAGGCCUGGGCACCUAAAAACACAUCACAAAAUACAGUGUUACUUUAUGAAUGAAGACUCACAAGCCAAUUCAGAAAAUGUCUAUUCAUAAAUGCUAGCCAUUGCACCACAAUCAUCUAACAUAGCAACUGACAUUAAAUUGCCAUUUAUUAUUUCUCCAGUCUCUAUAAAGAGAGAUAAAACCAAAAUGUGGAUGUUAAAAUCAAAUAGUAUCCUUUAGUAAUGAAUUAAAGUAUUUUUAUUUAAUUUUUUGUCUACAGUAGUUAAAUAACAUUUUUUUUUUUUUUUCUUUGAAAAUAUUAGCUUAAUAUUAGUGCCUUUAUAAGGGAUUCAUGCUGUUGGAAAUUUUCUUCACACAGGACAUAUUUAGGCUGUUUUGACACUAAUCUUUUUUUUGCCAAAUUACUAUUGGCCAAAACUUAGUUAUAAUAAUUAGUUAUUAAACAAGUAUUGCUUGGCACCAAUUUUGCCCUAGUAUGUAUUUCUACUCAAGCUCUCUCAGGUUGCAUGAGAAUCUUGAGAAGAUGGGCCUUUGUAAGGUACCUAUAAAUAGUCAGUUGGACUGAAAUCAGGAUUUGUUAAAUGGAUAGGUCACCCAAAACUUCUUGUUUCUGUCAGUUCUGUCAGAAUGUUGGUAACCAAACUGUUGAUGGUAGUCAUUGACUUCCAAAAUAUUGAAGAAGAAAAAAAUUACUGUGGAAAUCAAUGGCUAAAACUGUCACAUAUAUUUAUUUAUCUUUGUAAUUUGGUUCUGUCUUCCUCAUUGACCUAGUUUCUCAGUCUGUUUGAUUAUUAUUCUGUUACCAUAUUAAUUAGCUAAUUAGUUCCUUAAUAUUUUGUUAGUUAAGUUCCUUUUUCUGGUGUCGUCCAUGUUAUGGCCUGUGACGAGAGAGGCGGGGCCAAGAGCCGUGGCAACAGAGCGAAGCCGUUAGAGUUAAUGAGAAUGCACAACACCUGCGCCACUCACCGGUCUCGAGUCCCACGGGGGAGCUACGGAAGGAUAAAAGGAGGAGUGUCAACAGUGUUGGAUGAGAGAGGACGAUGCAAGGAUUUUAUUUUGUGUUUUGGUUAUGUUUGUGCGCGACAGCCUUCCGUGAGAGCCAAACUCCCUGGUUUGUGUUUAUUUUGCAAUUAAAAUUUUAUUUAAAUGUUCGCCGUAUCCCGCCUCCUUCUUUCCCUGAUUAUGAUCUUUGAUACAUUGGUGCCAAAACCCAGGGGGAAGGAGGCAGGAACUGGUGAACAUUUGAAUAAAAUUUUGAUAACAAAAUAUUAUUUAUCCAAAUAUUAUCACACAUUCUUACUAACUCCGCCAGCCUCGCUCCGUUCCCAUGGCUCUGGGCCCUGCUUCUCUCAUCACAUGGCCUAUUUUGGAACAUUAUCUUCGGUCACACUUUAUUUUAAGGUCCAGUUCUUGCCAUUAACAAACCAUUAACUAUGACUUUUGAUUUGAUAAACUCCUAUUUUGCUGUUUAUUAAUAGCUUGUAAGGUAGUUGGGUAGUUUAGGUUUCCUUGAUGCACAGGUUACAUGUACUUACUAUUAUAAUAACAUUUAUUUUUGACGCUCUGCCAAAUUAUUACCCCUCUCAUUGAAAAAACUAUCUGAUUGCCUAAUCCUGACCCCAACCCUUAAUCCUUAACCCCUCCCCCACACCUAAGCCUAAACCUACCAAUACUAGGAGUAAAAGUCUGAUAGGGGUCAGAAUUGUGCACAACACUGGUUUAGUUUUUUAGAAAACAUGGAAACACCAAAGACGCAUUAAUAUGUUACGCGUUUUAUUACACAGGGGAUGAUACCACAAAGAGUAUCAUUAUAACAGAACUUUCAAACAUAUCUAAUAUGAUAAAACAGUGAACCCCCCACCCCCACCCCACCCCACAUAAGCACA
Molecule: messenger RNA, 8612 nt
Organism: Carassius gibelio (silver crucian carp)
Lineage: Eukaryota; Metazoa; Chordata; Actinopteri; Cypriniformes; Cyprinidae
Gene: kcnh5a
Product: potassium voltage-gated channel, subfamily H (eag-related), member 5a
Exons: 12
Coding region: 444-3722 (1092 amino acids)
Biological process (GO): regulation of membrane potential; potassium ion transmembrane transport
Cellular component (GO): membrane
Molecular function (GO): voltage-gated potassium channel activity
Source: RefSeq, a predicted model, not a curated record